AUGCUUUUUAAUACCAGCAUACGGCGUCGUUGUAGUGAAGCAACUGGUUCAGCUUAUUAUCACUCUCGAGAUCGCGAACCACCACUGCCAAUAUAUCUUGGCCUCAUGACUCAUGCAGAAGCAAGAAAGAGAACACUGGUCGAUAAACUCUAUAGUCUUGGACUGUCAAUUUCGUAUGACAGGGUGCUAGAAUUAUCUACUGACUUGGGCAAUACUGUUUGUUCACGGUUUGAGUCUGAAGGGGUUGUUUUCCCGCCCAAGCUUAAUAAAGGAUCAUUUACAACAGCUGCCAUGGAUAACAUUGACCAUAACCAGUCAUCUACAACCACUCAAGGUGCUUUCCAUGAAACAGGUAUAUCUUUAUUCCAACACCCAUCUCAUGAUUCAUCAGGUGAAGCGCGGGAUGUAGUUAGCAUAGACAAUCAGCCCUCCAAGAGAAAGCGUCUUUCUCAACUUCCGGAUUCUUACACACUUGUUAAGCCCGUCAUUCUCCCCAAGAAUGAACCCAUUGUGCCGCCUCUUCAAGUGUCAUUUGUAAGCAAUUACCUUGAAAUGACACAAGCUUUAAGUAUGGAGUGUAAAUGGCUGGAACAUGUAAGAGACGAGGUUAACAAAGACAACGGAAGAGAUAAAGAAAGUUUCAUGGGCAGCAUAUCACGCAAAUCAAGUCCAGCCUCCAGGUCAAUUGGAUACGACCUCGCUGCUCCUGCUCUUUCAAGAGGAGGCUGCCUCCCCAGCUAUGAUUUGUCAUACAAUGGACGUAGUUGUUAA
This is a messenger RNA of Porites lobata, 771 nucleotides long. Lineage: Eukaryota; Metazoa; Cnidaria; Anthozoa; Scleractinia; Poritidae. The record is from the annotation of a GenBank genome assembly.